Molecule: messenger RNA, 1737 nt
Organism: Oncorhynchus mykiss (rainbow trout)
Lineage: Eukaryota; Metazoa; Chordata; Actinopteri; Salmoniformes; Salmonidae
Product: cell division cycle-associated protein 7
Biological process (GO): regulation of DNA-templated transcription
Cellular component (GO): nucleus
Source: RefSeq, a predicted model, not a curated record
GCACAAAAAUAAAGGUGUCCACCAGCAGUAUUUUCUAAAGACUUUUUUCAAAUUUUAUGUGGCGUAUAUUUGUGGAUUAUAUUUUUCUUUUAGACCGUCUUUUGAAACAAAAGUUUAUACACCUUUCAGGACACUUUACUGGCGCGGGAAAUUUCUCAGCCAACAUCUGCUAGUCCGAAUUUUGGUGGGGUUUCUCUGUAUUCAUAAAAGGACUGGAGAAACGUGUACUUGAGUUUUGACUGAAUUUCUUUGUAGAAAACUUUAUAGAAAACAAAAUGCGUCCAUCUGGCUCUAAGCGUCAGCAGGCCCCCCAGCCUCCCUCCACCAGGAUGGGUUUGCGGAGUUUCCGUAAUGUACCUCUGGUGCCCAUGGAGACAUCCUCUUCUUCAUCAGAUGACAGUUGUGACAGCUUUGGCUCUGACGGUGGCUUUGCUAACACGAAAAGUAGCUUCAGAGAAGCUAAGAAGGUGGCGGAGAGAGCCAAGGUGUUUGAGGCCAGCUCGGAGGGAGAGUCUCUCAGUGGGUUUGAGAAUGCCUUCAGCAGUGAAAUGAGUGCCAUGAGAGUGGACUCUGACUCUGAGGAGUCGGUGACGCCGCGGAAGAGGGGCCGCCGGUCACAAACUCUGAAAGUGGCCAUGAAAUUCCCCACCAGGCGGGCCAGCCAGAAGAAGAGUUUUGCAGCAGAGCCCCCUAAACAGCCCAAAGUCGCUCCCAAACAGACCACUGGGGAGGGAGACAACUUCAUGGACAAGAGAGCGCUUAACAUCCGGGAGAACAAAGCCAUGCUUGCAAAGCUGAUGGCAGAACUCGACAAAAUACCUGGCUUCCCUAGAAGAACGUCCCUGCCCAUGAUGAAUGCGCCCUGUCGCACCACUCGCCGGUCUCAGGGAGCCCCUGGACCCCGCAGGAGGAACCCUGAGCGUACCUCUCGGCCCCACACUCGCUCCCGCUCCCUGGUGGACGGCCCCCCAUCAGAGGAGGAAGAGGAGGACAAAUUCAGCCUGGUGCGCAGGAGCUGCUACUACGAGGAGAAAGCGCCCCGUCGGCGCAGCUACAACGGGGUGCAGGCCUUUCCUCAUGUGGUGCGGCCUGUGAAGGACAUCACCCAGAGGGAGCUGGAUCUGAUCGCAGACAACGUGCGGGAGAAGGUCUACAACAGCUCCACUGGGUCCACUUGCCAUCAGUGCCGGCAGAAAACGGUCGACACCAAGACCAACUGCCGUAACCCAGAGUGUGUGGGGGUGAGGGGUCAAUUCUGUGGCCCGUGUCUCCGUAACCGCUACGGAGAGGAGGUCCGAGAUGCCCUGCUGGAUCCUGAGUGGGAGUGUCCGUCGUGCAGAGGGAUCUGCAACUGCAGCUUCUGUAGAGCCAGAGAGGGUCGCUGUGCCACUGGAGUUCUGGUCUACCUGGCUAAAUACCACGGCUACGACAACGUCCAUUCUUAUCUCAAGAGUCUGAAGAAGGAAAUGGAAGAGAGCCAGUAAACCGUGGAGAAUGUAACCGGAUUCUGAACCUGACUGACGAUGAUGUGAUGUGGCUUUUAUAUUCCGUAAUGCAAAACAGUAGAUUUUUCUAUUGCUCCUGAUUCUGAAAAUGUUUACAUUGUUUUAAAUGUGUACAGUUUUGCUGUCAAUUACGUGAGUGGUACGUUUAUACUGUGAUGUUUGCCUGUGACAUUCACACUUUUAACCUGUAAGUUUGGAUAAAAACUAUAUGUAUAAAUUGGUUGUCCUCUGU